This is a messenger RNA of Trichoderma asperellum CBS 433.97, 1779 nucleotides long. RefSeq lists its product as uncharacterized. The record is from RefSeq and is a predicted model, not a curated record. Lineage: Eukaryota; Fungi; Ascomycota; Sordariomycetes; Hypocreales; Hypocreaceae. Gene Ontology annotation, molecular function: dipeptidyl-peptidase activity.
AUGGGCUACAAGGACAACUAUAAGCCUCUCGGGGCUAUCACCACUGUUGACGAAGGCGAUGGCCGCUACAUUGCCCGUAUCAACGAGGAGUUCGAGGUUGGCGACGGCGACCGCAUACGCCUAAAUGUCUUUCUCCCUCGCUCAGGGGGACCAAGAUUCCCUGUUCUCAUGACCGCAACUCCCUACGGAAAAGAUGUGCCUUAUAUUCACAAUGAAGUGUAUAAGCAAUCUGCAAGAGAUAUUCCCGAGAUUAUGAAGAGCAAGCAUUUGUGCUGGGAGGCGCCUGCGCCGAGUUGGUGGUGCCCUCACGGCUACGCAGUUGUUAUUAUGGACCAUCGAGGUUCAGGGGCCUCCAGUGGCAAGUCCCGGCGGUUCAGCACCCAAGAUUGGGAUGAUUACGCCAUGGCCAUCGAGUGGGCUGCAGACCAGCCAUGGUCAACUGGCAAAGUCGGCUUAACAGGAAUAUCCUACUUGGGCCUUAAUCAGUGGCCAACAGCAGCACGCCAACCACGAGGACUCACAUGCAUGGUGCCUUGGGAGGGCAUGGGUGACUAUUAUCGCGAGGGAAGCCGCCAUGGUGGCAUGCAUCAUGGUUUUAUCGAUGGCUGGUAUCACAGGCAGAUUAAGCGAAACCACUAUGGCAGCCAGAACCGGUCGGAUGGUUGCUGGGGCCCAACGUCGCCCGAGGGCGAGCUCUGCGACUCCGAGCUGGAUGAAUUGCACCAAGACCUUCCCAAACUCUUGCUUGAAAAUGAAUGGAUCGAUGAUGAAUGGUACAAAGACCGUAUGUUUGGCGAAGACUACUCUAGAAUUCAGAUUCCACUGCUCAGUGCAGGCAAUUGGGGUGGAACUGGUCUGCAUCUACGAGGCAAUGUCUUGGGCUAUAUGCGGGCGAGUUCUCAGUAUAAAUUCCUGCGUAUACACACUGGGCGCCACGACUUGCCUUACUACCUUGAACCAUAUAUUACGUAUCAAAAGUCAUUCUACGACUGCUUCCUCAAGGGCGACGACUACGACGGCUGGAAGACUGGUAAACAGGCUCCCGUCGCGUUUGCGGUUCGCCGCGGGACUCAAACACCAGGGAGUAUACAAGGUGAAUUGGAAUACAAGUACCGUGAUGAGAAGGAGUGGCCGCUCGCCCGCACCAAGUAUGAAAAAUAUCAUCUUACUGCUGACAACAUGCUAUCAAGGGAGAAGCCCUCCGUUGCCGCUACCUUCUCUUACCAGGCGCCAGCUGGAGAAGGCAUUCGGUUCAGCACGCCAGUGGCUGAAGAGGAGUACGAAGUAACAGGUCAUGGACAUGUCCGUCUUGCUGCCUCCUUAACCGACAAUGAGGGCGAAGCCGAUCCAGAUCUCGACGUUCACGUUGCUCUUCGAAAAAUUAACGCACAAGGGAACGAGUCCUUGUACAGCUCGAGCAUGGGAACUCCUACACCUGUAGUGUUUGGCUGGCUCCGCGCCUCCCAUCGCACCAUCGACCCGAAUCCAUACCCUGAUAGCUUCCACCUUCCAGUACCGGUACCAAGUCACAAAAAGUCCGACAAGAAAGAGGUGAUAAAUGGUCAAGUAUACGAUCUGCAGAUUGAGCUUUGGCCCACAAACGUGGUUGUAGAAAAAGGCGAACGUUUGGUGCUUGAGAUCUCGCCCAAGGACCCCGCAGGCGCGGAUCCCUUUGCUUGCCACGACCCAAUUGACAGGGACGAGAGAAAGCUGCGCGGAACGAAUAAUGUCCAUAUCGGCGAGGGCUACGAAAGCUAUGUCGUCUUGCCAAUUGUUUAG